AUGCUGAUAAUUUUUAUCAUCACUUGUCUGCUCGCGACUACGGGAGUCACCCUCGCGGAUUCCGAAUGCCCACCGAUUCAUGAUCCAUUGUACUCAGUUUACCUGAGACAUGAAUCGGAUUGUAGUAAAUUCUAUCAGUGCAGCAAUGGAGUCCCGAUGGAGCUGCAGUGCCCCUCAGGUCUGCUAUUCAAUGAUCAGCUAAACGUUUGCGAUUGGCCCUCGCAUGUGGACUGCGGUGGUGGUGGUGUUAGCACGGAGAGUUCUGGGAAAGACACGGAACGUACAACUACUCCAAAAUACUACAACUGCCCUGGAAAACAGUGA
Wyeomyia smithii (pitcher-plant mosquito) is the source of this 324-nucleotide messenger RNA. Its product is annotated as peritrophin-1-like. The record is from RefSeq and is a predicted model, not a curated record. Gene Ontology annotation, cellular component: extracellular region. NCBI's taxonomy places the organism in Eukaryota, Metazoa, Arthropoda, Insecta, Diptera, Culicidae. The coding region runs from base 1 to 324 and encodes 107 amino acids. Gene Ontology annotation, molecular function: chitin binding. The transcript has 2 exons.